GCCAGAUUGGACAUGUAGUCCCUGUACCAACUCACAUGAUGGACUUCCAAAUGUUUGCUCUGGUGAUGCUUUUCCUGGCUGGCGUUGAGCAGAGCCUGGCCUCCUGUGUUGUGGACAGCUUCACAGUCAAAGAGGACUUUGACCCCAAGAGAUAUGCAGGGAAGUGGUAUGCUCUGCAGAAGAAGGACCCCGAGGGCUUGUUCCUGCAGGACAACAUCUCGGCUGAGUACACCAUCGAUGACGACGGUUCAAUGGUGGCGUCCUCCAGGGGCAGGGUCACUCUCUUUGGAUUCUGGGUUGUAUGUGCUGACAUGGCUGCUCAGUACUCUGUGCCUGACCCAAACAACCCCGGCAAGAUGUUUAUGAACUACCAGGGCCUGGCCAGCUACCUGUCUAGUGGAGGCGACAACUACUGGAUCAUUGACACAGACUAUGACAACUAUGCCAUCACCUAUGCGUGCCGCACCCUGAAGGAUGAUGGGAGCUGUGAUGACGGUUAUGCCCUAAUCUUUUCCCGUAACCCCCGUGGUCUUCCUCCCGCAAUCCAGAGGCUCGUGCGCCAGAAACAAGAGGAAAUCUGCAUGGCCGGGCAGUUCCAGCCCGUACUCCAGUCCGUUGCAUUGGUGAUCCUUCGCAAGGUGAAGACGAAGAUCUUCUCCAACGCACAAAUAGUGGAUUAUUAG
Molecule: messenger RNA, 683 nt
Organism: Lampris incognitus (smalleye Pacific opah)
Lineage: Eukaryota; Metazoa; Chordata; Actinopteri; Lampriformes; Lampridae
Product: purpurin-like
Exons: 6
Coding region: 36-683 (215 amino acids)
Molecular function (GO): retinol transmembrane transporter activity; retinoid binding
Source: RefSeq, a predicted model, not a curated record